AUGAAAUUAGGAACAGAUGAGCACACUCGUUUAGAACUUAGUUCACAUCCCACAGUACUUGUUGAGCCACCAACGUUAACCAUGGACCCAAUUGAUGUGCCCUACUUGUAUGAAGCAUACGCUAAGGAAAGUGAAAUAGCAGAGAAUAUCAGUGAGAGUAUCUUGUAUCGACUUUACAAUUUAUUUGUCACCAGUGAGGCUCGAGAGAUUCGAGUACAUGGUUAUGUUAACUUGCAGAGCCUGGAACUUGAAUCUUUCAGACAAACGUCAGACUCAACUCUCAUUAAUGGAAUAAUAGAUUUGAUUGAGUUGAAGGAUAAGCAUAACCCUGAAACGGACUUUAGCAUGAUACACGAUAUUGAACAAUAUUUGCCGACAUUUAAUAUCCCCAUUAUGGAGACAUAUACUGAAGAUAGGGAUCAACAACAAGGUAUUAUUGUUCCGGAUUCGGAGACCUCGGAUAAAUUCACAUUGACGACAUUUCUUGAUCAAUUGACACAAUUAUUACCCUAUUAUAGUGAUUCAAUGGAGCUCAUAAUUGGAGAUAUAAAAACCCGUUCUGUUCAAUCAAUUCCACGUCAGCAAAGUGUAAUAGAAUCCGCCAAAUUCCAAGUGUUUUACUAUCAUCAAUUUCUAACCAUCUUGGCCACUUCAGGUAACAGUUACCGAUCGUUGGUAGAUAGUUGGCAAUUACGCAAUGUGGAUCUCGAUGUCCCCAUCAACUAUAAGACGAUGUUCAUGUUGCUCAAGAAAUAUGGACCACUUUUAUUUGAUGAUAUGAUUAAACUUUCCAAGGGAGUAUCCUUAGGAAUGGACCAAUUUGAUGAAUUCAUUAUAAAUAAUCCUACUACCAAGAGUACUGUGGUUUAUGACCCAAGUGAAUGUUUCGCUGAACACAAGUCCAGCCAUCCCCUAUUAAGACCGUGGGUAAAUCCUCCAACACUAAGAUACUUGCUUGCAAGAUGCUCACAAAUGUAUCAAGUCUUGGGCCCAUUCAUAUCACCUAAAUGUAAAGUGGAAUACCGCAAUGGCCAUACCCACAAAGUCAUAGCCACCAAUGAAUAUGAGUUUGAUUCCAAUGAGUUCAAAGCCCAAAUCCACAAAGCCUCAAGCUUUUGGAAUGGGUCCCAAAAUCCAAAAAUCAAUCAAGAUAUCUCUAAGUGCAAGUAUUGUGAGUUCAAAGCUCAUUGUCCCGUACCUCAUCAUCAAGUACAUAAUGAUACAGGUGAUGGAAUACAACCACCACCUAAAAAAUUAGGGGAUUUAGUAUACCAUGAGUUUCUACAUGUUCAAAUGUGA
Molecule: messenger RNA, 1299 nt
Organism: Lizanozyma spartinae
Lineage: Eukaryota; Fungi; Ascomycota; Pichiomycetes; Serinales; Debaryomycetaceae
Gene: DEM1
Product: Dem1p
Exons: 1
Coding region: 1-1299 (432 amino acids)
Biological process (GO): interstrand cross-link repair
Cellular component (GO): nucleus; mitochondrion
Molecular function (GO): single-stranded DNA 5'-3' DNA exonuclease activity
Source: RefSeq, a predicted model, not a curated record